GGCGGACUUGCAGGAUAAAUAACCAUUUUUACACUGCCACAGCCAAAAUAAACUUCGUCGUUUGAACACAAGCCCAAACAGAGACAAACCAUGGGAAGUCACAGAGAUGGAAACCCAAUCGGAGACAAAAGAGAGGGUUUCAACUUCACUCUGGAGCUUCCCGUCACCGAUCCCACGUUCAACCUUGAGAACACGGUCUGCAGCCAUGGCCUCUUCAUGAUGUCCCCAAACCAUUGGAAUUCUUCUACCAAAUCCCUCCACCGCCCUCUCCGCCUCUCCUCCUUCCCUUCCCUCUCCCUCUCCGUCAUCAUCUCCCAUCCUUCCCCUCCCAACCCCCUCCUCAUCUCUGUCUCCGGCAUUGCCUCUCUUUCCUCUCAAGAUCAGCUAUGCUUGCUUGUGCGCCGGAUGCUGAGAAUUUCGGAGGAGAAUGAUAGGGUGGUGAGGGAGUUUCAGGAGAUGCAUGGUGCUUCAAAAGAGAGGGGUUUUGGGCGAGUGUUUAGGUCGCCUACCUUGUUUGAGGACAUGGUUAAGUGCAUUCUCUUGUGCAAUUGUCAAUGGUCAAGGACACUAUCAAUGGCAAGAGCAUUAUGCGAACUUCAGCGAGAGCUGAUGGGAAGUUUAGUUGCUGAAACAUUCCAGCCAAAGACACCCCAAGUGGUAGAACGAAAAAGAAAGCGUGGCAGGGGAAAGAAAGUUGCCAUAAAAUUAGAAACCAAGUUUGUGAAGAAUUAUACUGAGUGUGCAGAAAAUGAAAAAUCCCUGGUCAAUCAAGAUACCCGACUGCAAUCUGUGCAACAAUGUCAGUUAUCAAAUACUGACUCAUGUUCGGAAGAGUUGCAGAAUUGCUCCACCUUGGCUGUGAAGGAUGAGUCCCUUCAAAUAGGGAACUUUCCUAGUCCUGAGGAACUAGCAACUCUUGAUGAAAAUUUUCUGGCGCAGCGAUGUAAGCUUGGAUAUCGGGCGCAGCGAAUCUUAUCACUUGCUAAGGAUAUCGUGGCCGGAAAGAUAAAUAUCAAAAAGCUUGAAGAAAACUGUCAUGGUUCCUUGUCAGGUGACUACAAUGAACUGGACAUGCAAUUAUCGGGUAUACAUGGAUUUGGUCCUUUUACCCGCGCAAAUGUGCUAAUGUGCAUGGGAUUCUACCAUAAGAUUCCGACAGAUACCGAGACAAUCAGACAUUUGAAACAGUCCCAUGGGCGAAGCAAUUGCACCAUUCGGUCUGUCCAGGAUGAUGUUGAAAAAAUUUACACUGCAUAUGCACCGUACCAAUUCUUGGCAUAUUGGUCAGAGUUGUGGGAUGGCUACGAGAAAAGGUUUGGGAAGCUAAGUGAAAUGCCACAUUCUGAUUAUCAAGUUAUUACUGCAAACAAUAUGAAGUGCAGCAAUGGUUGUAGGAAAGUUUAGGUGGCUAUUUUUUAAAGGGCAGCUGUUUUGCACAAGCUCAUUUGGAGGGCUUAAUAUAAAAAGCUCUCAUUGGAUUGAAAAAUGAAAAAGUGUAAAAUAGUUUAUACCCUCUCCGUUUCUUUUUUAUUUGUCAAUUUUAUUUAAGUAACACUUUUUUAUU
This is a messenger RNA of Dioscorea cayenensis subsp. rotundata (Guinea yam), 1564 nucleotides long. RefSeq lists its product as uncharacterized. Gene Ontology annotation, molecular function: 8-oxo-7,8-dihydroguanine DNA N-glycosylase activity. Gene Ontology annotation, cellular component: nucleus. Gene Ontology annotation, biological process: base-excision repair, AP site formation; DNA repair. The record is from RefSeq and is a predicted model, not a curated record. The coding region runs from base 91 to 1404 and encodes 437 amino acids. NCBI's taxonomy places the organism in Eukaryota, Viridiplantae, Streptophyta, Magnoliopsida, Dioscoreales, Dioscoreaceae. The transcript is spliced from 5 exons.